Callorhinchus milii (elephant shark) is the source of this 4378-nucleotide messenger RNA. RefSeq names its product ATP citrate lyase a (gene aclya). Gene Ontology annotation, cellular component: cytosol. Gene Ontology annotation, molecular function: ATP citrate synthase activity. The record is from RefSeq and is a predicted model, not a curated record. Lineage: Eukaryota; Metazoa; Chordata; Chondrichthyes; Chimaeriformes; Callorhinchidae. Gene Ontology annotation, biological process: fatty acid biosynthetic process; citrate metabolic process; tricarboxylic acid cycle.
GGUGGGGGGGGGCGGGGGCGGGAGAGAGAGAGAGUGCGCCUUCAGUCAGUCAUCGCUCGGUGCAGCCCCGCCAUCCCCGGCCUCAGUAACUAGCUGAAGCAAGAUGUCGGCUAAAGCCAUCUCCGAACAGACUGCCAAAGAAUUCCUUUAUAAAUUCAUCAACACAAAGACUGGUGUCCAGAACAAGUUUAAAUAUGCCACUGUGCGACUGGACACUGACUGGGACCAGCUGGUACAGGAGAAUCCCUGGCUGCAAACCGAGCACCUGGUUGUGAAGCCAGACCAACUGAUCAAGCGCCGUGGGAAGCUGGGCCUGAUUGGCGUUAACCUGGAUCUGAAUGGGGUGAAGGAAUGGCUGAAGAAAUGGCUGGGCCAGGAGGCCAAGGUUGGAAAGGCAAACGGUAUCCUGAAAAACUUCCUGAUCGAACCAUUUGUACCUCAUGAACAGUUGGAAGAGUUCUAUGUCUGCAUCUAUGCUGAUCGUGAAGGUGACUACGUGUUGUUCCACCAUGAGGGUGGGGUGGACAUUGGCGACGUCGACUCCAAAGCUUUGAAGUUGCUGGUCGGGGUUGAUGGGAAGUUGACGAAAGAGAAAGUGAUCAAAACCCUACUACGUUGUGUGCCUGAGAGCCAGAAAAGUGUUCUGGCUACUUUUAUUGUUGGGCUCUUCACGUUGUAUGAAGAUCUAUACUUCACCUACCUGGAGAUUAAUCCUUUAGUGGUGAAUGAUAAAGGAAUCUUUGUCCUGGAUUUGGCAGCGAAGAUUGAUGCCACUGCUGACUACAUCUGUAAGGCCAAAUGGGGAGAUGUGGAGUUCCCACCACCGUUUGGGAGAGAAGCUUAUCCCGAGGAAGCCUACAUCGCAGAUCUUGAUGCAAAGAGUGGUGCCAGCCUGAAACUAACCAUUCUGAACCCCAAGGGCAGGAUCUGGACUAUGGUGGCAGGCGGUGGUGCAUCUGUAGUCUACAGUGACACGAUCUGUGAUCUGGGUGGAGUGGACGAGCUGGCGAAUUACGGGGAGUAUUCAGGUGCUCCCAGCGAGCAACAGACCUACGACUACGCUAAGACCAUUCUGUCUCUGAUGACAAGAGAACAACAUCCAGAGGGUAAAAUUCUUAUCAUUGGAGGCAGUAUUGCUAACUUCACAAAUGUAGCAGCCACUUUUAAGGGCAUUGUACAUGCCAUCAAGGACUACCAGACCCCUCUACAGGACCAUAACAUCUCCAUAUUUGUCAGACGAGGUGGGCCAAAUUAUCAAGAGGGGCUCCGUGUCAUGGGGGAAGUUGGAAAGACGACUGGAAUUCCAAUCCAUGUUUUUGGGACAGAAACACACAUGACUGCAAUUGUAGGAAUGGCCCUUGGACACCGCCAUAUCCCAGACUCCCCUCCCGUAGCUGCUCACACGGCCAACUUCCUCCUGAAUGCCAGCGGAAGUCCCUCAACCCCAGUCACUAGCAGAACAGCUUCUUUCUCUGAAUCAAAACCAGAGGACACCAACAAAGCAGCUAAGCCUUUGAAGCAAAGUAUAAAGCAUGAACCUCGGGCGACCCAAGAAAAUCAGAGAGAGCCUCGGAAUCGUAAAUGUGUGCCCUCAAAAGGUAAAGCCCCCACUCUCUUCAGCCACCACACCAAGUCUAUUAUUUGGGGCAUGCAGACCCGUGCCGUGCAGGGAAUGUUAGACUUCGACUACGUCUGCUCACGGGAUGAGCCAUCCGUCGCAGCCAUGGUUUAUCCAUUCACCGGUGAUCAUAAACAGAAAUUUUACUGGGGUCACAAAGAGAUCCUUGUUCCCGUCUACAAGAACAUGGGUGACGCCCUGAAGAAGCAUCCGGAAGUGGACGUCCUCAUCAACUUUGCCUCGUUACGGUCCGCGUACGACAGCACAGUGGAAACGAUGACCUUUCCCCAGAUCAGGACAAUCGCCAUUAUUGCUGAAGGUAUCCCUGAAGCACUGACCAGGAAACUCAUCAAAAUGGCAGAUGAGAAAGGUGUCACGAUUAUUGGGCCAGCGACAGUGGGUGGCAUAAAGCCUGGCUGCUACAAGAUCGGCAACACGGGAGGAAUGCUCGACAACAUUCUGGCCUCCAAACUCUAUCGCCCCGGCAGUGUGGCGUACGUCUCGCGCUCCGGUGGAAUGUCCAACGAACUCAACAACAUCAUCUCCAGAACGACCGACGGCGUCUAUGAAGGUGUCGCUAUCGGUGGAGAUCGCUAUCCAGGCUCCACAUUUAUGGAUCAUGUCUUCCGUUACCAGGACACCCCUGAAGUUAAAAUGAUUGUUGUUCUUGGGGAGAUUGGUGGAGCAGAAGAGUACAGGAUUGGCAAAGGGAUUCAGGAGGGACGUAUUACCAAGCCUGUUGUUGCUUGGUGCAUUGGCACAUGUGCUACUAUGUUUAGUUCAGAGGUGCAGUUUGGGCAUGCGGGUGCCUGUGCCAACGCAACCUCUGAGACCGCAGUGGCCAAAAACAAGGCUCUGAGAGAAGCCGGAGUCUUUGUACCAAGAAACUUUGAUGAGCUUGGAGAAGUCAUCAAGUCUGUUUACGAUGACCUUGUUGCUAAAAGUGUGAUCGUUCCUGCACAAGAAGUUCCUCCUCCCACGGUGCCGAUGGACUACUCUUGGGCAAGGGAGUUGGGUCUGAUCCGUAAGCCAGCCUCCUUCAUGUCCAGCAUCUGUGAUGAGAGAGGCCAGGAACUCAUCUACGCAGGAAUGCCCAUCACUGAAAUCUUCAAAGAGGACAUGGGCCUUGGAGGUGUCCUGGGUUUGCUCUGGUUCCAAAGGAGAUUGCCUAAACCCGCCUGCCACUUUAUUGAGAUGUGCCUCAUGGUGACUGCUGACCAUGGACCAGCGGUCUCAGGGGCUCACAACACUAUCGUCUGUGCCCGAGCGGGGAAAGAUCUCAUAUCCAGCCUGACUUCGGGUCUGCUUACUAUUGGCGACCGGUUCGGAGGAGCAUUAGAUGCAGCCGCCAAACAGUUCAGCAAUGCCUUUGACAGUGGCCUCAUUGCCAUGGACUUUGUCAACAAGAUGAAGAAGGAAGGAAAACUGAUUAUGGGGAUUGGACACCGGGUGAAAUCGAUCAAUAACCCAGAUAUGAGGGUUCAGAUCCAAGACUACGUGAAGCAGAACUUCCCUGCCACCCCGCUCCUGGAUUACGCACUGGAAGUGGAGAAGAUCACCACCUCUAAGAAACCAAAUCUCAUCCUAAACGUUGAUGGUUUUAUUGGUGUGGGCAUGGUUGACCUAUUAAGAAACUGUGGUGCAUUUACAAGGGAGGAGUCUGAUGAAUAUGUGGAGAUCGGCGCUCUGAAUGGCAUCUUUGUUUUAGGAAGGAGUAUGGGCUUCAUUGGACACUAUCUGGAUCAGAAGCGAUUGAAACAAGGAUUAUAUCGUCACCCAUGGGACGACAUAUCUUAUGUUUUGCCAGAGCACAUGACCAUGUGAACAUUGGGUCAGCUCGGAGGGUCUCCGUCCACCCCUGGUGUGUGUCCUCCCCCUUCCCCUCCCCCCCCCUCCAAAAAAAGAUGUUUGCCUUUCCCUCUUGCACACUGAAGUUGCUCGGGUGGGAAGGAGUCUCCUGGUCAAUUAUCCUGAUGAAUUGUGUACACGAUGUGCUCUCAGAAGCUCAACGCAGAUUUUAAAGAGAGGAAUGAAAUGAGUGUGGUUCUGAGACCCAUUAUGAAGAAGUAGGAUCUGAAGUGUGAAUGGGAGAAGCCAAAGCGUGGCGUGGCUCUGGGAUCUCGUACAAUACAAUACAAAUCAGAGGCUCUCAGUACACGCUCUGCAUUGCUAUUGCAGCAGUACAGCGGAAUCCCAAAGUGUCUCUUCCCAAGAACACUGACCCAAACAGGCAGCAGCUCGUUGGGUUGAGGGUGCAUUCCCAUUAAAUGCUUUGGAUUUUCGCAGAAGCUGGUAAUGUGGAGAUCGAGAGGGCAGAUUGUCAUGUCUCAGUUGAGGCCAUUGGACACGUAAGGUAACCAAAUACACUUGAGUUCCGCUGUACCUGCUCCCAAUAGAAUUCCAUCUCAUCACCCUGCUCAAUUGUAAACCUGCUGGACUUAAUGUAACCAGGCUUGUGUAAGCUUAUUUAAGGGACCAUUUGUACUUCAUCUGCUGUCUAUGGAUUUACAAAUUGCUGGACGGCAUUUUAAAACUAGAUUAGGAAAUGGGUAUGUGUUUCUUGUUGAGGGUUUGGGAGUGAGGAAGAAAGAUCCUGUGUCAGAAAUGCAGUCCGUCUUCUCAAGUGAGCCUUUUAGUCUAACCACAUGCACUGUCUGACCUGCCUUUGUGUUUCUGUAUUUGAAGGUACCCAUGCUUCGAUAAUAUAACCAAAACUCUAGCUUGUGUCUUAGUAUAAAUUAAAGUGUGUAACUUAUUGGG